AUGUUGAAUGCCACCCAAAUACAACGAAUAAUUCCAUAUGUUUCUCUAACAACAGUGAAACAACUUAUUCAAGUAAAUAAAAAAGUUAAAAUGGCUAUAGAAGAAAUGAAAGUAAUUCCAUUGUUUAAAACAGUAAAUAAACAAGGAAAAAAUCUAAAAAAAGAUUUUUUUGUUAUUUCAAAACUAUUUCCACAAGCCAUUGCAGCUACUAUUGAUGGAAAAGAAAUGACACAACUUGAUGAGGAAGGAUGUGUGGAAUGGAUUGAUGAAGAAGAUAUUAUAAAAUUUUCACAAUUAAGAAUUAUUAAUUUACCUGAUGAUUAUGAAGUUAUAAUGAAUGUUAGAAAACAAAUUGUUGGUAUAGAAACAAAAAUAUAUUAUUAUGAUGAAAUAGACUUUGACUAUUUCCCAUUAUUAUAUAAACUUUGUUUAGAUUUUGAUGGAGUUUCAUUUGAUUUUAGGGAAAUGUUUAUAAACCGAUGUUACAAUGUUGAGCUUGUAUGCAUUAAAGGAUUUACUGAUUAUCAAUUACUUAUUAAUAUCUUAAAAAGUGUGUUAAUUGGGAAUAGAGUAAUAAUUGAAGUUAAUGAAAAUAUCACAAGAGAAGAAGUUGAAGAGCUUAGUAAUUAUUGUAUUGUUACUUUAAAAACUUUUAAAAAUUUUAAAACUAAUGAAAUAAGCAAUAAGAUUAUUGUGUUAGAUGGAAGAUAUUAUGAUGAAAUAGAAAAUGAUAAAAAUUGCUUAGGGGAAAUAAAUGAAGAUUUAAUGUAUUUAAUUAGUGAUUCAAAUGAACUGGAAGACUUGACUAUAGAAGGUGUUUCAUUAAGUAAAUAG
Messenger RNA from Entamoeba nuttalli P19, 834 nucleotides. RefSeq lists its product as hypothetical. The record is from RefSeq and is a predicted model, not a curated record. The coding region runs from base 1 to 834 and encodes 277 amino acids. The transcript has a single exon. Lineage: Eukaryota; Evosea; Mastigamoebida; Endamoebidae.